This is a messenger RNA of Racocetra persica, 143 nucleotides long. The record is from the annotation of a GenBank genome assembly. NCBI's taxonomy places the organism in Eukaryota, Fungi, Glomeromycota, Glomeromycetes, Diversisporales, Gigasporaceae.
CAACAAUGGUUGUGCUAGCAUAUGAGAUCACAACAUUUGUAGUUGUUGCAGUUGGGAUAUCUAUUGUUGCUAUGUUUGUAGUAUCUAUUGUUGCUGCGGCGGUGAUAUCUAUUGUUGCUAUGGUAGUAACAUCUAUUGUUGCU